Molecule: messenger RNA, 1221 nt
Organism: Arabidopsis arenosa
Lineage: Eukaryota; Viridiplantae; Streptophyta; Magnoliopsida; Brassicales; Brassicaceae
Source: the annotation of a GenBank genome assembly
AACCCUUUCCACAAGAAGUUAAACCAAUACAUAGAAGAAAACUUCCAACCCCAAAAAAUGAUGAAGGGUGCCAAGUUUUCUUCUCUUCUUGUGCUUUUCUUUAUUUUUCCGAUCGCAUUUGCUCAACUGAGAGUCGGGUUUUAUAGCCGGUCAUGCCCUCAAGCCGAGACUAUCGUUCGCAAUCUGGUGCGCCAAAGGUUUGGUGUUGACCCAACCGUUACCGCCGCUUUGCUCCGUAUGCAUUUCCACGACUGUUUCGUUAGGGGUUGUGACGCUUCUCUCCUUAUUGAUUCAACCACAUCCGAGAAAACCGCUGGACCAAACGGAAGUGUCAGAGAAUUUGACCUGAUCGACCGGAUUAAGGCUCAGCUAGAGGCUGCAUGCCCAUCCACAGUCUCAUGUGCUGACAUCGUCACAUUAGCCACACGCGACUCUGUGUUAUUAGCAGGAGGCCCGAGCUACAGCAUCCCUACGGGAAGGCGUGAUGGUAGAAUCUCGAACAAUGUUGACGUAGCUUUACCAGGUCCAACAAUCUCCGUCUCCGGAGCUGUGAGUUUUUUCACGAACAAAGGGUUGAACACGUUUGAUGCUGUGGCGCUUUUGGGUGCACACACCGUUGGUCAGGGAAAUUGUGGUCUCUUCAGUGACCGGAUCACUAACUUCCAAGGAACCGGAAGACCCGACCCGUCCAUGAAUCCAGCUUUGGUAACCAGCCUAAGGAACACAUGCAGAAACAGUGCGACAGCGGCACUAGACCAGUCGACUCCAUUGAGGUUUGACAACCAAUUCUUCAAACAGAUCCGUAAAAGAAGAGGAGUGUUGCAGGUUGACCAACGUCUCGCAUCCGACCCACAAACUCGUGGGAUUGUGGCUCGGUAUGCUAAUAACAACGCCUUCUUCAAACGUCAGUUCGUUAGAGCAAUGGUGAAGAUGGGAGCCGUUGAUGUGCUUACCGGUCGUAACGGUGAGAUCAGAAGGAACUGCAGGAGAUUCAACUGAUGAGCUCGAAUCACACUACAAAUUUAUUGCAUAAAUAAGGCUUUUUAUAUUUUCUAAUUCGUUUGUUUUGGUUGGGGGUUUAUUGCAGAAAUAAGGCUUUUCUUAAAUUGGAUGGUUUCGAUUUUUGAGAAAGAUUACUAUAUAUUAUAAUGUUGGUCUUUAUUUGGUGGAUGUAUCUUUAACUAUACAAAUAUUUUGUCGUAUUAAAAAUAUUGAUAUGUA